AUUACGACACUCCUCAGUUUCAAGUCAACAGUGAAUGUAAACACAGACAGACUCAACUACUAGCAUAGUGACAAGCUCAUGUAAGAACACAACUCGAACCGGCUGAAAACAUGGCUGUGGGUAACAAUGUGCUCUGGCCUCCUUUAAUCCUAUUCUGGAUCUGCCUGUUGGAAGCCGGCUGUGAUAUUCAACACCAAGCACAGGAGGUAGAGAUUUUCCAAUCUGAUAAACAGACCAGGCUGGAAUGGAAUUCUGACCCAACCAAUGAAUGGAGCGAAAUUCAGCUGAGCAUUGGCACACCAAGUCCAGUACCCGUACUCCAAGCUUGUCGAAGAAUCAUGACGAGAACGGUUUUAAGCAGAUGGAUGGAGCGGAAAGGUGCCCACCAUCUGCUGAUGGAUGUUUCAUUUGCCCAAGAAGAGGAGCCGUCUGGUCAGCUCACCCCGCUAAAAGUUCACCUGUUUGAUUCAAACACACCUAUUGCAAGAUUUCAAAAUACUCGGGCUGUUCUGGACCUUCAGACCCCGAAGGUGUUCCCUGUAACAGUCCCUCCAAACCAAAUAUCAAGCUAUCUGAACCGCAGCCAGGCUCUGAGCCUGGGCUCUGUGAGCAGUAGGGGCUUUCAUCUGGGCCUCUCCUACUCAGGAAGGUGUGUGCUGGUAACUUCCAUCAGACUGUACUACAGGAGGUGCCCUGACACCGUGGCACAUCUUGCCUCAUUUGAGGGAACCGGGGCCGGGUCUGGUCCAUUGAAGGGUGCCUGCGUGAAGGGCGCUGUGGAGCUUUUCCCGCCGGUUAGAGAGUGUGAUGUGGAUGGAGUUUGGAGUCCAGUGCAGGGUGGGUGUAACUGUAAGGCUGGCCAUCAAGUCAUGGAGGACACCUGUCAAGUGUGUAGAAUGGGCUUCUACAAACCAAGCAACGGGAGUGGAGAAUGCCGGCCAUGCCCGCAGAAUAGCAGGACGCACGGGGAGGGAUCAGAGAGGUGCGACUGUCUACAAGAUUUCAGUCGCCUUCCAACUGACCCCUAUGAGCUCGGCUGCACCAAGCCACCCUCUCCUCCUGUGAAUCUAACGAUCCAUUAUUCUAAUGUCUCUGUGCUGAUGAUGAGGUGGGAUCCUCCGCGGGACUUGGGCGGCAGACAGGAAAUUAAGUAUUCCAUCAAGUGUGAGAAGGAAGUGGAUUCUAGCCAUCGGUGGGAGGCAUGUGGGGAUGAUGUGAUAUUUCUUCCAUACUCGGCAGGACUGACCAACACGUCAGUCGGCCUCGCAGAACUGAAUCCGCAGCACAACUACAGACUUACGGUGCAUGCCCAGAAUGACCUAUCCAAUCUGUUGGGAGCGCCGCAUUCAUCCACUGCUACUGUGACCAUCCAUAGAUGGAAAGUUCCACCUGUGGUGAUCACUGUGACACCAUACUUAAAUGUCUCAAAACACCAACUUGAGCCACCUGCUCAGCCGAGUCGCCUCUACGUGUGGCUAACAGUCGGAGUCUUGUUUGGCCUACUGCUGCUCGUGGCUGUUAUCCCCAUUGCUGUGUGUGUCCUGCGCAGCCACUACACUAAACUCAGAACUCUGGAACAGGAAUUAGAGCUUUUGCCAAUGAAUACUAGAUCUUUCGGCCAAACUCCACAAGAGCAGGAGGCUGCACCACAGACGUCCAACACGAUAGAGGGAGUGGUCCAGCCUUUUGAGGGGCUCAGUGACAGGCUGCUGUCCAGUCUUAAGGACGUCACGGUGGAAAGAAAAAAGCUCACCCUGGGCAAGGAACUUGGCAAAGGAGAGUUUGGAUCAGUCUACGAAGGUGUUUUUACAGUAGAUGAAGGUGUGGACAUCAAGGUGGCCGUGAAGACCAUGAGAGUUGGAAUCCACAGUCAAGAAGACUUACAUGAGUUCUUGAGAGAGGCCAAUAUCAUGAAGAACUUUAAUCAUGAGAAUGUGGUCGGACUACUUGGGGUCACUUUACAGAGAGAGCAGGACUUUCCUCUGCCUGUCCCUCUGGUCAUCCUGCCUUACAUGAAACAUGGAGAUCUGCGCCGCUUCCUCAUUGCUACCCGAUAUGACGAUAUUCCUAUGUUUGUGCCCUAUCAGAGCCUCCUGCGCUUUGGGAUCGACAUUGCAGCGGGGAUGGCCUAUCUGAGCGCGAAGGGGUUCCUGCACAGAGAUCUAGCUGCACGCAACUGCAUGCUGGGCGAUGACCUCAGGGUGUGUGUGGCUGACUUUGGCCUGUCAAAGAAAAUCUACAGCAGCAACUAUUAUCGUCAAAGAGCAGCUAUUCGUGUGCCAAUUAAGUGGAUGGCCAUCGAGAGCCUGUCUGAGUCUGUCUACAGUUCCAAAAGUGACGUGUGGUCGUUUGGGGUGACCAUGUGGGAGAUUGUGUCCCGAGGUAGGACCCCGUAUCCAGGAGUGCACAACCACGAGCUGCUUGAGCUGCUGCUGUCUGGACACAGGCUCAAGCCCCCAGAAGACUGUGACCACAGGCUUUAUGAAGUGAUGCAAAGAUGCUGGAACAAGGAGCCGAGCCGUAGGCCUGGCUUCGGGGAACUGGGCGAGAUACUGAAAGGUCUUCUCUCCGAGCUGCCAGCGCUGGAGGCCAGCCAGGAGGCCGGCUACAUCAACCUCGGCCUGGAGGUUGCUGCUGCUGUUGCUGCCUCUCAGGAUCCACGGACAGAUUCUGGAGGAAGAUUGGAAAACGUGUACAUGCCUAGUCCCGGGGGUGCUGCUGCAGCCAGAGAUGAGAAUGUGGAAGAAGAGGAUGGCCACCUUCUGUGUAUUGGUCCUGCCCCAGCAGAUGAUUGUGGCUACGAUCUAUAAAUACAGUGUUUUUGACUAAAUUAUAUUUUGUAUCUGAGUUGGACUUGUCAUUAACUGUAUGCGGGGGAGAGGCAGAGAUGUGUGGUACUAAGUAUGGAAGUUGAUAGAGACAAACUCUUUGUAUAUCUGUUUUGUAAAUAUGUUACUACAAAGUAUCCGUUAUUAGAGAAGAUGAAUGCAUUUGGAAUACAUAUAUGGAAGUCCAUUCCUUAAUUGUAUAGAAUAAAUUAAAUAAUUCCCCAAACAUAAUCACAAAGUACACUUUUAUCAUGAUUUUAUGAAAUGACACAUUGCAAUCCACCACAACCAAAUAAAUUGUACAUUUAAUUUGGUUUUGGCUUUUUUUUAAUUGAGUCAAUCUUUG
Messenger RNA from Pungitius pungitius (ninespine stickleback), 3174 nucleotides. RefSeq names its product tyrosine-protein kinase Mer. Lineage: Eukaryota; Metazoa; Chordata; Actinopteri; Perciformes; Gasterosteidae. Gene Ontology annotation, molecular function: ephrin receptor activity; ATP binding; protein binding. Gene Ontology annotation, biological process: nervous system development; cell surface receptor protein tyrosine kinase signaling pathway; cell migration. The record is from RefSeq and is a predicted model, not a curated record. The transcript is spliced from 15 exons. The coding region runs from base 111 to 2810 and encodes 899 amino acids. Gene Ontology annotation, cellular component: signaling receptor complex; plasma membrane.